CCGACAGCCGCCACUUGUUAUGACGUAUAGAACGUGUUCGCCAUAAUGUUAAUAAACGGUCAACAGAAAGCGUCAAUAAAAGAAAUAAAGGGCCGUUUCUGGCGCUUUUGAAAGCGCUUUUAUAGUUGUCGUUUGACAGUCAGGUUACCCCGAAUUAAACCAGUACCCAGCCUCGGAAAACUAACCAGAACUGGCGAAGAAUUGAGCGGAACAUUCAGUGCAAUGGCAACAGCAUCUGCCAGCAUAGAUUCCAAGGCAGAGCUGACCACUCUACUUGAACAGUGGGAGAAAGAACAGCGAGGCAGUGCAGAUGUGCUGGUCAAUAUCCUCACCAAAAUCUCAGAACUUGUUGAGAAGGAGACAGAGGAGUAUCACAAAGCUGACCCGGAUCCGUUUGACGAUCGCCAUCCUGGGAGAGCCGACCCAGAAUGCAUGCUUGGACAUUUGCUGAAGAUCCUUUUCAAGAAUGAUGAGUUCAUGAACAUGCUGGUGAAUAGCUAUGUAAUGGUAAGCAGGGAGUUUUCUCUGAAUGCGGCAGCAUGUCGAUUGCUUCAGAACAUCAUGCCUGGACUGGAGACGGCUGUAGUCUUUCAGGAAAAGGAGGGAAUAGUUGAAAGAUUAUUCAAGUGGGCCCAGGAGGCAGAGCAGCCCCUGAGAAUCUAUGCCACAGGCUUGUUGGCAGGUGCGAUGGAGAAUCAGGACAUUGCAGCCAACUACAGAGAAGAGAACGCUGUUUUGGUGCCUUUAAUGCUGCAUCGGCUGCGAGAGCUUCAAAAUAAAGAUGCAGAAAACAAAAGGGAGCUCAAGCGUCCCAGCCCUAGGAAAUCUUUGAGUGAACCUUUGUUACCGUUAGAUGAGGAAGCCGUAGAUGGUGCCUUUGAAGAGACUCUCUUGACUUCAGGCCAAAACGGGGCAGACAGGGUUGGAACAGGACUAGACGAUAGCGGCCUUUCUAUCCGUCCUAACUCGCCGCACAGGACCAGCAGCCGGUCCAUCUCAGGUGUUGGAACCAUGAUGAAGCCAAUGUCUGCUCCAGGUAAAAUGAUGUACCAAAGCAUAUCUGAUGGCAGCAGCUAUCUGAAAAGGAAGGCUGAGAGGGAAAGUGGCCGACUAUCCAGACAAAAGCUCAACUUCUCUUUGCCUGAGCCAGAGAGAAAUUUCAACGAGCUUUCAAAUAGUAGCUGGUCAGAGAUGAGCCCGUGGGUGAUCGGCAACAACUAUCACUUGUACCCACUGACCCCAGAAUUGGAGCAAAGACUCAUCUUACAGUAUCUGACUCCCCUAGGGGAGUAUCAAGAGCACCUUGCAGUGUUUAUGCAGAUGGGAGCUCGAGACUUGUUGAUGCAUUACAUGGAUUUAAAGCAGACCAAUGACGUUCAGCUGACCUUUGAAGCUCUCAAGUACCUUGCAUCUCUACUUCUGCACAAAAAAUUUGCGUCUGAGUUUGUGGCUCAUGGAGGAGUGGAAAAGUUAUUGGAAAUACCAAGACCCUCUAUGGCUGCCACUGGAGUCUCUUUGUGCCUCUAUUACCUCGCCUAUAAUCAGGAUGCCAUGGAAAGGGUGUGCAUGUUGCCUCACCACAUCCUGUCAGAUGUGGUUGGUUACACACUGUGGCUAUUGGAGUGCUCUCAUGCGUCCGGCUGCUGCCAUGCAACGAUGUUUUUCUCAAUCUCCUUUUCCUUCCGCGCCGUUUUAGAGCUAUUUGAUAAACUGGAUGGGCUGAGACGCCUGGUCAAUCUGAUUAGCACACUGGAGAUCCUGAACCAUGAUGACCAGUCAACGCUGCUGAGUGAUGACGAAAUCUUUUCCAGCCGGCAGACGGCUAAACACACAUGCAUGGCCCUCCGCAGAUACUUUGAGGCUCACUUGGCAAUCAAGGUAGAACAGGUGAAGCAGUCCUUGCAGCGGACUGAAGGGGGAGCCCCCAUCCACUCUCAGCCCUACUACAAGGCGGUCAGUUAUAGUCGCGACCAGGUGGUAGAAAUGAUGGAGUUUCUCAUCGAGUAUGGCCCGCUUCGCCUCUAUUGGGAGCCCGCAGAGGUCUUCCACAAGCUCUCUUGCGUCCAGCUUCUCCUGCAGCUUAUUUCCAUCGCUUGUGAUUGGAGGACCUACUAUGGGAGGAGUGACACAGUUCGGUAUGCUCUUGAUAUUUUGAGUAUCCUCACUGUUGUACCCAAAACCCAGAUGUGCCUGUCUGAGGCCGUUUCCGUGCAUGAUGAGGGAGGCUCUGCUGUCUCCAAUGUUGGGAUGAGCAUUGUUCUGGCGGUCGCAGAAGGAGAGAUAUUUGUCAACGAUGCAGAGAUUCAGAAGUCAGCCCUGCAGGUCGUCAUCAAUUGUGUCUGCGCUCCAGACAAACGGAUGUCCAGCAUUGGCAAAUUCAUCGCUGGCACUCCGCGCCGACGUCUGCCUCAGCUGACGAAAGCCAGCGAGAGUGUUCUUACAAAGAUGUGGAACGUCGUUCAGUCCAACAACGGCAUUAAGGUGCUGCUGUCUCUCCUGACUGUGAAGAUGCCUAUCACUGACGCCGAUCAGAUCCGGGCGCUGGCAUGCAAGGCUCUGGUUGGCUUGUCUCGGUACAGCACGGUUCGGCAGAUCAUCAGCAAGCUCCCGUUAUUCAGCAGCGGGCACAUCCAGCAGCUCAUGAAAGAGCCGGUGCUUCAGGAUAAACGCAGCGAACACGUCAAGUUCUGCAAGUUUGCUGCUGAACUUAUCGAGCGGAUCUCGGGGAAGCCGUUGCUGAUCGGCACCGACGUGUCCCUGGCGUGGCUGCAGAGGGCGAGCGUGGUUGCUCAAUCACGGAUCACCUUCCCCGAAAAGGAACUACUGUUGCUUAUUAGAAACCAUCUCCUCACCAAAGGGCUUCAUGACACGGCCACCACACUCACCAAGGAGGCAGAGCUCCCGAUGGCCUGCAUGUCUCAUGCAUCACAUUCGACACCAGCCUUCCCUUCUGUCUCCUCCACUCCGACCUCCUCCCCCGUCGCCACGCUACCUCGCACUCCACGGUUGACCAAUGGUGUUGGAUCAAGACUCGCUACUCACCCUGCUCACCCUUCACCCUCCACUUCCAGUCCUUCACAGCCCCGGCCAUGUACGUCACAGCUGUCCUGCCCGUCCUCCAGUUUGUCCACUUCCACCGCCCACUGCAGCAGUGGCACCCCGCUCAUUGGCCGGAUUGUUUUCUCCCGCGACCGUCAGGCCAGCUGCAAUACUGUCAACUGCAAGAAGACUCGAGUGCUGAGACAGAAAUCGGACCAUGGAGCAUUCAACCAAACUCCAGCUAUGAAAAAACAAUUUGACAGACACCUUCCGUCUCCUCCGGCGCUGGACGGCAUCAUCACUGAAUACUUGAGAGAACAGCACGCACGUUGUAAGAACCCGGUAGCGACCUGCCCUCCCUUCUCUCUGUUUACACCCCAUCAAUGCCCCGAACCCAAGCAGAGGCGGCAAGCCCCCGUCAACUUUACGUCCCGAAACACGCGCCGGGUAAUCUAUCCGAAAUACGGAGGCGUAGAUGGCGGCUGCUUUGAUAGACAUCUCAUCUUUAGCAGGUUCAGACCCAUAUCCGUGUUUCGAGAAGCCGAUGAGGACGAGAGCGGAUUCAUGUGUUGUGCCUUCUCAGCUCGCGAGCGCUUCCUGAUGCUCGGGACAUGCACGGGACAGCUCAAACUGUACAACGUGUUUACAGGCCAGGAGGAAGCCAGCUACAGCUGCCACAACUCAGCCAUCACUCACCUGGAGCCGUCGCGGGAUGGCUCGCUGCUUUUAACAUCUGCCUCCUGGAGUUACCCCCUGUCAGCCCUGUGGGGCAUGAAGUCUGUCUUCAUUAUGAAGCAUUCCUUCCUUGGUGAUCACCACGUGGAGUUCAGCAAGCUUUCGCAGGAUCGGGUCAUUGGAACCGAGGAGCACAUGGCUCGAAUUUACGACAUCCAGACCGGUCAGGUGACGCUGACUCUCAACAACCCUGACCUCGCCAACAACUACAAAAGAAACUGCGCCACCUUCAACCCCACCGAUGACCUGGUGCUCAACGAUGGCGUGCUGUGGGACGUACGCUCCGCUCAGGCCAUUCACAAGUUCGACAAGUUCAACAUGAACAUCAGCGGCGUGUUCCAUCCCAACGGCCUGGAAGUCAUCAUCAACACGGAAAUUUGGGAUCUGCGGACAUUCCACCUCCUCCACACGGUUCCUGCUUUGGAUCAAUGCAGGAUCGUCUUCAACAACAACGCCACGGUCAUCUAUGGAGCCAUGUUACAAGCUGAUGAUGAAGAUGAGAUGAUGGAGAUGCAGAUGAAACGGCCCUUUGGUUCUUCAUUUAGGACCUUCAAUGCAACUGACUACAAACCAAUAGCCACCAUUGAUGUCAAGAGGAACAUAUUUGACCUUUGCACCGACACCAAAGACUGUUAUCUAGCUGUUAUUGAGAACCAAGACUCAGUCAACACAGACACAAUCUGCAGGCUGUAUGAAGUGGGCAGACAAAGACUGGCGGAGGAAGAGGAGGAGGACGAGGAAGAUCAGGACGACGAUCAGGAGGAAGACGACGACGAUGAGGACGACGAAGAUGAUUCUGACGACGACGUCGACACCGACCCGCUCGUCGCCGAGUUGGACAACGAAAACGGCGGCGAGGAUGAAGAUGAAGAGGAGGAUGACGGUAAUGAAGACUACUCCCCCUCCGAUGAUGAGGUGGCACGGCUUCUUGAAGAUGAUGCUGACGGUGGGGAGGAUGACGACGACGAUGACGAUGAGGAAGACGACAACGACGACGAUGACUCUGACAACGAUGAUGCUGAUCCCGAUGGCGACAAUGACAGCUCAGACAACUCUGACCUGGAGGAUGACAUCAUCCUAUCCCUGAAUCAGUGAGGAGUCGUCCAUCUAUUGAGCUGUUCGACUGUCCCUGCUGAAUGAGAGCAAAGACAAGUGCCAGCAGAAAAGGUGGGAGCAACUCUGAGCACUGCCAGUUUCGAAUCGUCUGCACACAAUUGGACUGAGUGUCGGACCAAGGAGAAGCAAUCUCAGACCUUAAGCACGGUUUCAUGAGCAAAAAUGAUUGUAUGAGAUAUAGUUUUUUACUGAGAGGGUUGCUUUUGCGAAAUACAUUCAAUAAUUUGUAUGAUUCUCAACGUGCUUCUCUUCACUUCCUCCACAUAGGUUUCACAGUCGAAAUGUUGGGCCCUCGGGUCUCUAUCUCAUUCUGAAGCUUCACCAGGUGACCUUGACUGAACCCAAAAAAAAAAAUUCUUAACAUUUCUCUUGGCAGCUACUGGUAGCAACGUCACAAGCUUUAUUGCCUUUAACCCAGUGAUCCAUGCUUGAAACCUUUCUUGUCUACGUCAGAUGGUGCUUCUGAAUGAACCGUCAAACUAGUGCUAAUGUUGAUGCACCUUGGUUGCAUUUAUGAGGAGGUUAUCGCCGAUGUCUUUGUUCCACUCGCGCCAAAAUCCCCUCAUAAAUGGCACUUUUGUUUUGUUUGCUCACACAACAAUAGAAGUGGGAAUCGGAAUGUUGGGAUGUUGAAAAUGAAUUCCACACCCACUCAAAAUUAGUUUCAAAGUUUGCCAGUGUUAAAUGUGAAAAUGAAAUUUCUUUUGGGAAAAAAAAGUUUGAUUUCUCUACAGAUUUUGCCUUCAGCUUUUAUGUUCCUCUUUCAUAAAGUUGAGUUCGAGACAGGUAAUGUACAGUUGUAUGUAUCUAAAGUAUUUUUACUAUAAAUAAAC
Synchiropus splendidus (mandarinfish) is the source of this 5723-nucleotide messenger RNA. RefSeq names its product DDB1- and CUL4-associated factor 1-like. The transcript is spliced from 25 exons. Gene Ontology annotation, cellular component: nucleus; Cul4-RING E3 ubiquitin ligase complex. Bases 223 to 4869 code for a protein of 1548 amino acids. The record is from RefSeq and is a predicted model, not a curated record. Gene Ontology annotation, molecular function: histone H2AT120 kinase activity; nuclear estrogen receptor binding. Lineage: Eukaryota; Metazoa; Chordata; Actinopteri; Syngnathiformes; Callionymidae. Gene Ontology annotation, biological process: protein ubiquitination.